Rhodamnia argentea is the source of this 2404-nucleotide messenger RNA. RefSeq names its product glucan endo-1,3-beta-glucosidase 13-like. NCBI's taxonomy places the organism in Eukaryota, Viridiplantae, Streptophyta, Magnoliopsida, Myrtales, Myrtaceae. The record is from RefSeq and is a predicted model, not a curated record. Gene Ontology annotation, molecular function: hydrolase activity, hydrolyzing O-glycosyl compounds. Gene Ontology annotation, biological process: carbohydrate metabolic process. The transcript is spliced from 4 exons. The coding region runs from base 473 to 1975 and encodes 500 amino acids. Gene Ontology annotation, cellular component: plasma membrane.
AAACCAUCUGAAGUCCGAACCCUCUCAGCCUUCCCGUACGUCCAAUACACAGUAGCCACUGUCUGUCUGCAACUCUCUGACACAUACGCAGCAUCCCUUCCUCCAUAUUUACGGAAACUGCCACGCCAACGAUCAGAAGCGACGCGAGCAACUGACCAAAAAACGCAGCUCGCUUUACGAUUUACGAUUUACGAUUUACGCUGCGCAGGCUCGCACUCGUCAUCUCUCGCUCCAGUACAGCACAGUGUGGAGUCAAAGACUCUUGACUCACGAGCUCUGCAUCUAAAGACCAAAGCUUUUAUCUUUCCUCCAGAGAGAGAGAGAGAGAGAGAGAGACGCAGUUCUCAAGAAGGGGAGAACGUUGAGAACAGCAUUUUGCUGAAGUGGGUCUCAGGAAUAAAGCGAGAGGCUUCUCAAGAAUUCUCACAGAGACAGAGAUAGAGAGAGAGACAGACAGACAGACAGAGCACAAAUGGGAAGACGGUUCAGGCUCAUCUUUGCCACUUCGCAGUUGCUUAUGCUUCUGGACCUGUGCAGAGGAAGCACUAUCGGAAUAUGCUAUGGUAGAAAUGCGGAUGACCUCCCGACAGCUGACAAAGUCGCACAAUUGGUUCAGCUUCACAACAUCAAGUACCUCAGGAUUUACGACUCUAACAUUCAGGUUCUCAAGGCCUUUGCAAACACAGGAGUAGAGCUCAUCAUAGGUAUUCCAAACUCAGACCUAUUGCCGUUCUCUCAGUUCCAAUCAAAUGCCGACACUUGGCUGAAGAACAGCAUUCUCCCAUAUUAUCCUACCACGAAGAUCACGUACAUCACUGUCGGUGCCGAGGCAACAGAAAGUUCCAGCAAUGUCACUGCCCUCGUGGUACCAGCGAUGCAAAACAUCUUUACAGCCUUGAGAAAAGUCGGUCUACACAAAAGAAUCAAAGUCUCCACGACCCAUUCUCUCGGAGUUCUAUCGAGAUCUUUUCCGCCUUCAGCGGGUGCUUUUAGUAGUAACUACGCAUCUUUCUUGAAACCCCUUCUGAUAUUUCUUGCUGAGAACCAAUCUCCUUUCAUGAUCAACAUCUAUCCUUACUAUGCCUAUCGAGAUUCGCCAAACAAUGUCUCUCUAGACUAUGCCUUGUUUGAGUCGUCCUCAGAAGUGAUUGAUCCAAACACCGGGUUGCUCUACACUAGCAUGUUCGAUGCCCAGAUCGAUGCUCUUUACUUUGCCCUCAUGGCUUUGAACUUCCGGACCAUCAAAAUCAUGGUCACUGAAACAGGAUGGCCAUCUAAAGGUUCUGCUAAAGAAACUGCUGCAACUCCAGAUAAUGCUCAGAUUUACAAUACAAACUUGAUCCGUCACGUGAUUAAUAACACAGGCACUCCUGCGAAGCCCGGUGAAGAGUUGGAUGUGUAUAUCUUUUCGCUUUUCAAUGAAAACAGGAAGCCUGGUUUGGAUUCUGAGAGGAACUGGGGGCUAUUUUAUCCUGAUGAGACGAGUGUGUACAAUUUGGACUUCACUGGACGAGGCUCUGUGGAUGUGAUAACUGGAGCUAAUAUCACCAGUUCUAAUGGAACUACAUGGUGCAUCGCUUCGUCUAAUGCAUCGGAUAUGGACUUGAAGAAUGCCCUAGACUGGGCCUGUGGACCAGGAAAUGUGGACUGUUCUGCGAUUCAACCCAGCCAACCGUGUUAUGAGCCGGACACCUUGGUUUCUCAUGCCUCGUUUGCCUUCAACAGUUACUAUCAGCAAAAUAGCGCUACAGAUGUUGCUUGUAGCUUUGGAGGGGCAGGGUUAAAAGUCGACAAGAACCCAAGUUAUGACAAGUGCAUUUAUAUGACUGCCGGGAGCAACAAAACCGCUACAAGCAAUGCUACGGCCAUUUCUUCACAUUCUUCCUCCCAGGCAGGUGAAGUCCAUAUCUUGGCAUUAAGCUACACUAUUAUGCCAUUUUUCCUGUUAUUUAUUUUGAUCACCGGCAAUGUGUAAAGAAUCAUGGGGAACCCCGCAAAAGAGGCCGUGACAAGAAUGUGGAAAUUUAAAUGGAUGUAUCCGUGCGAGAAAAAGAAUUACCAUUUUUGUUAUUCAUCUGUCCAAAUGAUUGUAGUCUGUUGAAUGAAAUUAUCAGGGGGCUGAGUUUUGCAGUAUCAUGUUAAUAGAGGUAGGUUCAGGAAAUCCUGUCUUCAUGGAUAUUUACGUGUACAAAAUGGCCCAAGCUGGAUCUUCUUUGUUAGGAUUUUGGUGGACCGUCUAGUAGUCAUUUGUAAUUGUAAAAGUGAAAGGGGCUGCGGUGGCCAACCCGUGCAAGUGAUGCUAGCCGCAAAAUGUUUACACUCAAGAAGGUUUAAAGGAUUUUGUCCUGUGUCUUGGAUUUAACUGAAGCAAGUCGCAAAAUGUGAGAACUGAAAGGUUUGGAGG